Messenger RNA from Acanthosepion pharaonis, 795 nucleotides. The record is from the annotation of a GenBank genome assembly. NCBI's taxonomy places the organism in Eukaryota, Metazoa, Mollusca, Cephalopoda, Sepiida, Sepiidae.
AUGGCUUCGUCGUCUUUGAGGAAGGAAAUUUUGGAAGCGAAAAAGCACCUCGUCGAUUUGCAGGAAGAUGUCGAAGAAUUCGAAAAGCGGCUCCGUCGAGGGAUUGAACUGACGAAGAAAUCAAUUGAACAAUUAUCAAUCAAUUGCGAAGAAAAUUGCUGCAAAGUCUGGCAGGAAUUCGAUGAAUUUCUGAAAAAGAUCAGAAUGAAGGCCGCAGAGUUGUGCAACCAAAUGAGAGAAAAGACGAGCGAAGAAGAAAGGAAAUGGUGCCAAUUCCUCAAAGAGAAAGAAAAUCUCUUGGAGGAGGCAGGGAAAUGGCUCCUGGAUUUGCGCCAUUUGUUUGCCGCCAGCAUCGACGAUGAGGAUGUUGUUUCUGGUGUACAGUCACUGAGAGCGGAACUUUCAGGGCGGCUCCAUGUGGAAGAAGGUCAUUUUGUGGUGACCUUUCCAGAAUGGUGCCAACAAUCAUUGACCCAACUUCAAGAAGAAAUCGUCGACUUUAAGACGGCAAAGACAAUAGAAUUGGAACUUGAAAGCGAAUUCCGCCUGCAGGAUUCGAACCUGGGGUUGAUUCAUUCGAUUGCCGUCAGCGACGAAGAUGGUCACGUGUUUGUUGUUGAUGGAUGCGACUAUUCGAUCAAGGAAUUCGACGAGACUGGGGAAAUCGUCGCCCGAUGUCCCUUGAUGGACGAAGGAUUCUUUCCCUUCAACAUUUGUUGUCUUUCCCAUGACAAUUUCGUUGUUAGUGGGGUCGGGGUCAGGGUGGUGGAUGGAGAACUUUGGUUUUUGGCGUGA